UCGCGUGGCUGCUCCCCUUUCUCCUUCCCUCCGCCCCUUGAUCCUCCCUCCUCUCCACGGAGAUGAGCGCGCGCACGCCCAGGCCCCGGGGCAGGCAGGGUCUCGGGGCUGCUGCGGGCAGCGAUGGGAGAAGGCGGGGACUCCAGCGCCCGGGGCUCCGAGCAGCUCCGGCUGGAGCUGGGGCAGGAGAAGCAGAUGAAGGAAAUGCUUGAACUCUCAAUAUUUGAAUUGAGAAACACACUAACAGAACUUGAAAGAAGACUUGGCAGUGUUGAGGAUGAAGGUAAUGAAUGGAAAACCAGAUAUGAGACACAAGUAGAACUGAACAGACAACUAGAAAGGCAAACUGGUCGUCUUCAAGAAAAGAUGGAACAUAUUCAUGGAAAUCCAACAGAUAGAUUGUCUUCUAUUCGCUCCUUUGAUCAAAUGCCCGUGUCAUUUCUGAAUGUGUUGAACAGCACUGCUCCCAGCUCCCAAAUGGCACCCCAGGGUUCCUUAAAUCAGCUUCUUAAACAACUAGAAGAGGAAAAGAGAAAUCUCCAGAACCAACUGAAGGAUUAUGAGCUUAGACUGGAACAAGAAGCAAAGGCUUACCAUAAGGCUAAUGAUGAACGGCGCAUGUACCUAGCAGAGAUCUCACAGACAUCAGCUACUCUUAAAAUUGCUGAGAGGCAGAAAACAGAUGCAGUGCAGAUCAAGAGGGAAAACCAAAUACUGAGAAGAAGACAUAAUGUUCCAGAAAAUCAAAGGAUUCUGGAUCCCAAAAAAGGACCAAUUAAAAAGACUGCAGGAGUGAAACAACUUCCAAAAUUAAAGCACUGACUUAAUAUUCUUACCAAGAACUUCCAAUCACUUUUAUUCUUAUUUCUAUAUAUUUAACUAAAUGUUUCUGAAGAAAAAUGUAUGUACCACAUUGAUUUAGGACACAUUCCAAUAACAAUAACUACUAAUGAAGAUCUGUGUGCCUCCUGGCAGCUUCAGAGGCUCCCUAUUCUGAGGGAAAAGUAGCCCUCUAUAAUCCUGUGGAAUAGCUCACCAAGCAGUUCCUGGGUGCCCUCUUAAUGCUAGUGAAGUCUAAGCCUUCCCAGCCUGAUUGCCAUAUGUGAAAACUGAAUCAAGGAAUCAUAGGAAUCAAGUUGGGUGACUCAGGGAAUCACUUAAAUGCCUUAUGCUAGGCAGGUUCUUCCCCACUUUGACUCCACAGCCAGUCAUUGAAAAAAAUUUAAAGUUUCUGGUUUUAGAGCUCUCAACGAGGGAGAAGAAGAGAGGAGUGAUGUGACCUGAAGAGUAAUCCCACUACCUAUACCAGAAGAAAAGAGUAAUACCCCAUUAGGAAUAGCCACUUAGCACACAAGCUACUGGGGAAACUCCCUUGAUUACUAGAGGAUGGGAAAACGGAUGGUUCUUUCUAGGAAGGCAACCACAAUUUUCAGGCCAGAGAACUUCCCCAGAAUAAUUCCGACAGCAAAACAUCCAAUCUUGAUUUAAAAAUUGCUUGUGAGGGAGAGCGGCAAAGAGUCCUGUGGCACCUUAUAGACUAACAGAUGUAUUGGAGCAUAAGCUUUCGUGGGUGAAUACCCACUUCGUCGGAUGCAUGCAUGGUGAGGGAGAAUUCACCAUAAUUCUUGGUAACUUGUUCCAAUGGCUAAUUACUCUGUGUUAAAAAUUUGCCUUAUUUUCUGUCUGAGAUACUGCCUCCCCAUUGGCUUAUUGGCUUUCAGCUCGCAAACAAUCAGGUUCUCGUCAGGUUCUCAGCAGCGGUUCUGGGGACAGGGUGCACCUAUGGCAUUGGGGAGGCAGAGCUGGGUGGGAUAAAAGUGGAGUCUCUUCCCUGCUGGCAUGACAGAGAGGCAGCCGGGCCAAACUUGACUGAUCAGGUGACCUGGCACAUGGGGUCACAAGACCACUCAAAUUUGGCCUGCCCACUCCUUUGUCACACCAUCAGGGGAGGGGCACCACUGUUAUGCCACCUACCUCUGGUCAAGGGCCAAGCAGGGGGACCUGGGCCCCCCUUUAUUGCACCCCUGGUUUCUUAACUCUCAGGUAUCCUUUUUAAAAAAAAGCUCGGCCUGCUAGAGUCCAAGCUUGGAGUCAGUCUCUUCCUCCUAUGACUAUGCAGCACAGUUCCUCUACCCUUAGGGCUGUGCUAUGUUCCAUGAACUCGCUGGCUUUGGCAGGGAAGACAGAUCAAUUCUAGGCCUGGCCUGUAAAUGACCGUGCUAAAAGGGAUGGCUUCUGCAGAGCCAGUAUCCACAGCUGUCAGCAGUUUGCAUGGCUUGGAAUUCCACUGCUGUUUUCAGCUGGGUAGGGCCCUUACUGUAUAAACCAAAGUUUUAAUGUGUUUUGCAAAUGUCCCCAAAUGAAUAUUGUUACCUAAAGAUUCUUCAAAGUGUACCUAUUGUGAAUGAAGGGUUCUAUCUUAAAAUCCUAUGUAUAUUUCUUGUUUGCUGGUGUAUAUAUUUUAGUAUAUGAAAUCUAAACUUACAAACUGAUGUUUCCAUCUAAGGCCCCGAUCCUGCAAAGACUUCCAGUGUACUUCAGUGGGACUGCUCCCAUGUAUCAUUGCAGAUUUGCAGCCUAAGUAGUACCAUACUUUUAAAUUACUGCCCUGUAAAUCACCGCUGAGGGAUUAUUUGAAGUAUUUUGAAUUAUAUCUUCAAUCUUAAGCAUGCAAUUAUUGUUGCAGUUUCUUUGCCAACAUAUUUCAGUAAUUGAACUUUGGCAGGCUUUUUUUUUUUUUUUUUUUUUUAACUGCAGAAUAGUGAAGAGAAUGUUUUGGUAUUUAAAAGUCAACCUUCUAGGUUAGAUUUAAAAAGCACUCUUCAGAAUAAAUCUGAUUGAUGGACUCUUUUCAUUUUAAGAGCUUCUGUAGCUCUUCACAGUGUUCAUUAAAGCUUUUUGUCUCUUUAAGAGCAGUGCUAAUAGCAUAGUUUCUUAUCAGUGGCAGCAUUAAAGUGAGGCUGCAAUUAAAUUCAUACAGAAAGAACAUGAUGUCAUUGCUAAAAUGCAAGAAAACAAGAACUGUAAUGAUAUACAGCACAUUCAUUAUGGAAACACCAUUUCCUCAUCUAGAUUGAGAUUUAUAAGAUAUUUAUACUGUUUCUAUGAUACAGCUGGUAUGGUUCUUUAACAAGCAGACUGGUCUGUCUGACCCUUUUAGCCCCCCAAAACAGUUGAAAGCCUAGCACCGAUGAUUAGGUUAGCAUCAUUCUGUUCCAGUUUUUCCAUAUGGAAAGUUUUCAGAUUCUGACUGUUCUGGCAAUUGUCCUUGGCGGGGUGGGGGUGGUAACAUAAUGCUCCCAUUAGCAUAAAAGGUAAAGAACAUCUGCUAUAGUGAAGGUGAUCCCAUUCUUGGAUACAUUCAACAGCCAGGCAUAUUCUUUCAUCUAUAUCAGGCGGUUGUAAGCAUAGUCAAUUGUGAUAAUUUUAAUAGGCUUUAAGGAACUAGAACCCUGCACACUGAUACAGGUGGAACAGCUGUUUGUGCUAACUCAUCAUUCAUAGCACAGAUUUUUUUCACAUGUACCAUGUGACUGGUCCUCACUGAGGACAUACAUUUGAAGUUUUAAAGUUCAAUCAGUUUAGUUUUCUGCCUGUUCUGAUGAUGUGGAGGACUAGCAGAGUAGAACACUCUGUAAACUAGUGAAGGGAGGCAGAGGCUAAAAACAGAAACAAAAUCUAACAUUUUAAAUCUAACAUAGCAGUUUUCAAGUAUAAAAGGUUGUUACAAGGUGAAGGGAGAAAAAUUGUUCUCCUUAACCUCUGAGGAUAGGACAAGAAGCAAUGGGCUUAAAUUGCAGCAAGGGCAGUUUAGGUUGGACAUUAGGAAAAACUUCCUAACUGUCAGGGUGGUUAAGCACUGGAAUAAAUUGCCUAGGGAGGUUGUGGAAUCUCGGUCAUUGGAGAUUUUUAAGAGAAAGUUAGACAAACAACUGUCAGUAAUGGUCUAGAUAAUACUGAGUGCAGGGGAGUGGACUAGAUGACUUCUUGAGGUCCCUUCCAGACCAAUCAAUUCUGUGAUUAAGCUGCUUAUUUAAGCCUUAAAACAUUGGAGUUUUAGCAGGUUCUUUCUUUAUCUAUAAACUGUGGAUUGAGAAAUUGAUCCAUAUAAACACACACUUUACUCUCAGCAGAGAUGCGUUUUUGAGUUUCCAUUUCUUCUCCCAGCCCUUUCGGACCUAAGAGCAAUGUGAGGGACUAGAAAAGAAAAUAUUGUUUCUUUGUAAAAAGAGGGUUCCUUUUAUUUCUGGCUGCAAGUGUGUCAGGUUUUUUCUUUUUACUUGAAUUUAACUCUUGUACUGUUAUUUUUUUUUUAACAGCUUUCCUGUGCUAUGGUGUUUUGUUUGUUGGUCAGGUGCGGGGGGGUGUUGUUUUGGGUUUUUUAAUUUUCUUGGUUUAUUUUGUAUGAUUUAUUCUUCCCAUACUGUCCAA
Molecule: messenger RNA, 4431 nt
Organism: Caretta caretta (loggerhead turtle)
Lineage: Eukaryota; Metazoa; Chordata; Testudines; Cheloniidae
Gene: CCDC169
Product: coiled-coil domain containing 169
Source: RefSeq, a predicted model, not a curated record